CACCUAACAAUUGUUUAAAUAGGAUUUUCAUGUGCAGAAAGCUGCAAGUUUCAAACAACAAAGAAGUUUCAGGACUUUGUUCUUUGAUACAUUCUAAUACAUACAAAUCUGCAUAAAUCUGUCAGCAUUUUAAAAAAUUACAUUACCACGAAGUCUCAAAGGGCGUAAACUAAAAACACAAACCUGAAAUAAAUUCAUGUUCCAGGAGCAUUCAGACCUCUGUAGUUUUGUGUCAAAAUGGCUACCAAAAAUGUUGCAGACGACACAAAAAUCGAGUAAUAGUUGAAUAUAUUGUUAUAUCUGUUUAACAAUGGCAACUAAAAUUCAGUCCAAUGUUUCUUCCGAUGUUACGGACAUAGAUAAAUGUAAUGAUGAAGUGGAUCCACGUGUACAGAUUGAAUUAGAACGUCUAAACACUGCAACUGAUGACAUUAAUAAACUUGAAGUAGAUUUGGAUGAAGCAAGAGCUGCAUUCCGUCAACUGCUGUGCGAAUCAACUGUUCGUAUUGACAGCCUGGCUAAGAAACUUGGAGCCUGCAUCGAUAGAGCGCGGCCUUAUUAUGAGUCACGCAUGAAGGCCAAAGAGGCGCUACAGGAUACUCAGCAAGCCGCAGUGAGAUUUGAGAGGGCGAACUCUGCUCAUGCAGCUGCAAAGGAGAUGGUGUACUUGGCAGAAGAGGGCCUCAGUACAGAGGGGCGAACAUUUGACCAUGCAUGGCAAGAAAUGCUGAACCAUGCGACUAUGAGGGUGAACGAGUCGGAGCGAGAGAGAACACUGAGUGAGGUGGAGCAUCGCCGCACCUCACAGUCCUACCACCGCGCAGAGAUGCGUGUUCAGCAACUACAGAAGGAACUCAAAAGGGCCAUUGCCAAGUCCAGCUUGAAUGCACGUCGCAGCUUGCUGCAGAUUAACAGUCUAGCCUAUCAGCAUCAGCUGCAACUCCUGCCGUACUUUGAGAUGAAAGCUCAGUUCAACCAAAUGCUGGAAGAUGAGAAGAAGCGUGUCAAGAGCUUGGAGCAGCAAGUUGGGCAUGCCAAGAUGAGCUAUGCAGAGGCACUGAGGAACCUUGAACAGAUCAGUGACGAGAUACACAGGACUCGAAAGUAUGAGGGACUGAUCGCAAGUGGAGGUGAUCCUCUGGGUGCACGAGGGGCUGGUGUUGGGGCCGACUCUCCGCUACCUCUCGUUGCCAGUUCUCCGGACACAAACAAUGCUGAACCUCUGUCCCACAAGGUCUCUCCUUCUGGUCUCAGCUCAUCCUCCGCACCAGACACAGACAUGUGGUCUGAUUCCACUGGCACAGGGCCCCCUGACUCAGACUCUGGGGAGGAGUUUCUGCGCCUUCCUGAGAAACUAGGACCAAAUGCAUCACCUGUUGUUUCCAAGGGUGAUAAAGAAACUGGCUUACGUACGUCUGAAUACAUGGGUCUCCCUGAUCUUUCUGGAAGUAAAAGCAUGUCAGCUGAGAACACAAGCAUCAUUCAACAGACCGCACAGCUGACAAUACGAUCACAAAACACAUUGCAGUCUGUGUCAAUGUCACCAAGACAUAGCAUUGCCAACAAAUCAGCAUUAAAGAUUAUGGAGACAAGUUUUGUGGAUCAACGUCAAGUAUCGACACAGAUGGAUUCUGAUCCAUUCUUGCAACAAGGAGAUGAUGGCCAGGCCGAUGACAGCGGUGGUGGCGGUAGUUCUGAAAGUGAGGAUAGGAAUAGUUCAGCGGAGAGUCCACUGCUUCCACGGAACGACUCUAAUGAUCAGAUCUGGACUGAGAUUAGCCUUGUUGAUUCUCCAGAGGAAUCGUCACAAACGUUUGCAAAAAUGGGGUCAGUUGCCUCCAGACACAUUGACAGGGACUAUAUUCAGUACUCCCCAUUGAUGGACCAGAUGCCAUCCACAACUAUGCAGAAUGACUUGACAACAAAGUCUGAAUCAUCUGGUUUCACCAGUGUUCUUAAGAAUCCAUUCCUACCUGCAGCGAGCUUCCCUGAGAGAACAUUCCAACAACUCAGCCCCAAGUUACUGAAGAAAACAGUUACCAUCUCUCAGAAUACCUCUCCAGUCAUACAGGCUUCUGAAAAUGGACAGAUGUGGGCUGAAACAGCUUCAAAAAAAUACGAGGAACACCCUUUGUUAUCAGAGAACUCAGAUGGACAAGUCACAAAGCCGGAAGAGAGAACUGCAGUUGGCCACAUAGUGACAAAGGCCAAACUGGACUCCAGCAUAUCCGGAUGGAUAUCACGGUCAACAGCAUCAGCCGAUAUCAGCGAACAGAACCAGGGGAACUUGAACCGGCGUCAGAGUCUGGACACACUUCUGUGGGGAGGGCCCACUACUGAGAGAGUCAAGGAACUGCUGUCCCAUGGCAUGAUGAUGCUCAAUAUAUCAUCGCUUACUGAAAGGCGAGCCAGUGAGCCACGAGCAGUGCCUGAUAAAGUGGAGCAAGACAACAAAAUUAGUGCAGAGGGGAAGGGAAGUAUCCUCACCAAGAAAGUGCCAUCACCGCUGGAGAAGUCUAUGACAUACCUCAAUGCUGAAGACGACUCAACAUCUGACAGUGAGAGUCUUGCUAGUGUGGAGAUGUUAACUGAUGACCAGAUUUCAUCAUUGAUGUUGGAUCAGGAGAUACAAGAUGCGUGUGAAGAAGUUUUAGGAACACCCAUAUCAGAAAUAUCACCGCUUAUCCAAGACCUGAAGCAACGUGAGGAACAACAGUCGCAACAAACGCCACAGCAUAAAAGGAAGGCAGUUACCGCAACACAUACUCGUCUAGAAACAAGCAAAGAGUAGAGAAGGACGAACCUGUUCUUCUGAAGCUUACAUUUCAUUUCACAUUGUCAUUGGGAGAGUGAUGCUGUUCUACUGUCCUUGUACAUCUCUUCCAGUCAUCCAUAUCAAAGAUUCGCCACUGCAGAAUUGACUUACACCAGAAAAUCACGGUUAUGGUAGAGUUUCAGAGACGACGACGAACGUUAUAAACUUUUAUAUUGGUAUAAAAUGAAAAAUGUAUCAGAUGCGUAGCAUAUUGUAUGUCAUUGCAAAUACAGAGUGCUGUACUUAGAAUGUAAAAGAUAAUUUUUUAAUUCUAUUUAUAUAGAAUGUUCUUCAGAAGAACAUCGACACUGCCGCUGUGACAAUUUCAGAUCUCGCACUGUGGAGGUCCUUCAAAAUUUUUAAAACUGGCAGAAAUCACGUGUUGUGUAGCAUCACUGGGAUCUGGACCAACUACAUAGGACUUCAGACUCUGUGAACACGCUGUCUGCCACAUAUUCAAGUAGAGUGGGUUCAAAAAGAACUGCAAUUAACCACGACAAGAUUCAAUAUGAAUAGCAAUUGUAAAGUUUCUCAGGAAUGUAUUCCUUCAUAUUGUUUCUCUGCGCUUUAUUUUUAAACUGUAUAAUUUUAAUUUAAUGCCAAAGAUAAAACUUGGAUAUAUCAUAUUAAACUACUAAGCAAUACAAAAGUCCUUCUGAAGCAAUAUUCCAUAGCAAUCAAGUGACAUGGGCUUGUGAUUACUCAUCAUGUUUCACGCGGUUCAUCUGCUCUGUUGUCCGAGAAAAACAAUACGCAGGCUCAUGGAAGGCAGUGAAUGAAUGAAUUUUGUGUUGAAAUUAGCCAUUCGAGUGAUCCUGUAGCCUCUUAUGUAAGAAGGUGGUUCCACAUGGAAAUCUGUUACUAAAUAUGUCAGAUGAUAAUUAAUUAAUUUUAACUUAAUUUAAGGGCCCUUUAUAUGCUACAUUUUAGUGUAUUAUGCAUGACAAGGAACAUUUAAUAUUACUGUAUUCCACUGAAUUAAACAUGGCAAAGCAUGUAGUGAAUAACAAACAAACAAACAAGUUAAGAUUGACUACGCAUUAAACAAGGAACGAGUCUCGUCUAUACGCGGCAAAUGAGCAGACAAAAGACUGAAACUGAUGUGACUAGGAGACAGGGUAGCUCAGAUCUCUGGCAGACACAAAGAAUUAUUAUUGUAGCCUCCGCAUCCAGACUGGCUACGGGGUCCCUUCCUUUGGGGGGUAAAGCAUAGCACCAUUCACAUCCACCUAGUGCCAAAGUCAAGAACGAGGUGCUACAAUUCCUAAUCCCCAAGCAACUUCAUGGCAAAUAGUGGGACAGUUUACUUUUACUGAUGAGCCUGAUAUUAAGAAUGAUGAAUAUAAUUCAUGUGAUGAUUUUAUUCCUUUUUCAAAUACCAUAAUGAGCAAUUCUCUAUUUACGCACACUGUAGUAUCACCUAUAAACCCACAGAAACAGCUUGCACCUUAGUUUGCUUGCAGUGUUCUUACUCCCAAACAUUUAUAGUCUAAUCUAGCCACUUGUACUUCCAUCUCUCUACUUCGUUGCUCUUCACGACAACCCUCCUUGCCUCACGCAUCAGGUCGUGCAAGGUACAUGGUGCAGGGCCAUUUCUGUCCGUUUAGUAUCACCCCUGCUUGUCCUAGUGGUUCUGAUGGCAUACACAUGUGGAGCCUGUACUGCCUUCAAGACGUCGAGCUUAGUCGCAGACGGUCUUUUCUCAAUUUAAAAGAUCAAGACCGAUGAUCAUUUCCAUUAUUUUUCAGUCUUGAAUGGAAAACUAAAAUCAAUUUCCAAACCACCGAAACACGUUAACAGUUUACAUGAGGCGUAGGUGGUACUGGUAUGAAUCGUGAAUUGUUUCAAAGAUCAGCCACAGACUUUGUAACUUCCAGCUGUGCUAAUAGAUUUUUUUUUUAAUAAUUGUGUUGCUUUAACAUCAAGAACCUAACUGAAGCACUGUUUUACCAAAAUAUAAGACUUAAUUUUUGCUUAACGAAAGCUAUUGCUGUAAAUACAUAUGUAUAUACAAUGAGAAGGUCUGAAUAAAAAUACAAGACAUGUUAGUGUA
Messenger RNA from Zootermopsis nevadensis, 4868 nucleotides. RefSeq lists its product as uncharacterized. Gene Ontology annotation, molecular function: protein kinase inhibitor activity. NCBI's taxonomy places the organism in Eukaryota, Metazoa, Arthropoda, Insecta, Blattodea, Termopsidae. The record is from RefSeq and is a predicted model, not a curated record. Gene Ontology annotation, biological process: intracellular signal transduction. Gene Ontology annotation, cellular component: cytoplasm.